Caenorhabditis elegans is the source of this 1599-nucleotide messenger RNA. It is a transcript of the gene Y39B6A.41, whose product is annotated as Major facilitator superfamily (MFS) profile domain-containing protein. NCBI's taxonomy places the organism in Eukaryota, Metazoa, Nematoda, Chromadorea, Rhabditida, Rhabditidae. Gene Ontology annotation, biological process: transmembrane transport; hexose transmembrane transport. The coding region runs from base 1 to 1536 and encodes 511 amino acids. The record is from RefSeq and is marked reviewed. Gene Ontology annotation, molecular function: transmembrane transporter activity. Gene Ontology annotation, cellular component: membrane. The transcript is spliced from 7 exons.
AUGAAAUUUUGUAGUCGACGACUGUUUUGGGCAACACUUUCACAUGCUGUUUUCUCACAAUACGGAGAAAUUAUGGCCGCCUGCUUGAAUUUGAUGAAUGUUCCGAUUAAGGGAUUUUUUCGAGAAAGUUUACGCAAAAAUUACGGCGUUGAGAGUGAGGAGACUUUCGAGACAAUUUUCUCGGCAUGCGCCUCAUUUAUGUUCAUCGGUUUGGCGAUUUCAUUCGCGAUUAUGGGAAAAUUAAUGGAUGGUCUUGGACGGAAAGAGACAAUUUUACUAAGAAGCUUCCUAGGAAUAAUUGGCUCAAUGGCAAUGCUCACCUCCCUCCUACUGAACAGAUUCGAAUUCUACGUGAUUGGUCACCUAAUUGCCGGAAUGUUACAGGGUUUUCGUGUAGUUUUAAUAAUUUGGAUAGCUGAAUGUUCACCUGAUUCGAAAAGAGGACUAACUUCACUUUUUAUUAAUUCCGGAGGGGUUAUUAUGACACUUUUGGUCACUCCGCUGUGUCUUCCCUCUAUAUGGGGAAAUGAGGCCUUGUGGGUGUUCCUUCCAUGUAUAACUGCACUACUUGCAACAAUUCACCUAAUUUUAACAAUAUUCCUACCAAAAUCGCCAAAACACCUAUUCAUCCAAAAAAGCGAUGAAGCCGGUGCUCGGCGAGCUCUCCGGUUUUACUAUGGCGAUGAAAACGAAAAGAAAAUCGAUGAAGCAAUAAAGGAAAUGAUACAUGAGAAUAAACAGGCAAAAAAGGAAACUUCUGGAAUUUUGGACAUUUUACAGAAUAGAAAUCAUAGAUUCUCCCUAUUCCUGGUCUUCAUGUGCUCCCUGGUUCCAGUAUUCUCAGGCCUAAACAUUAAAUCUCAAUACUUGGUAGAUAUAUUAAUAUCAUAUGGUCUAACACAAUCCAACUCAACAAUAGCAAUAAUGGUAAUCAAUACCGUAUCCCUGCCGGUUUCCUUCAUCGCCCCACUGAUUAUCGAAAAAUACGGGCGGCGCCCAAUUUUUGUAUUACUCACAUGGCUAUGCGCCUUUGAAUGGCUCGGAAUGAGUAUUCCUGAAAUGGCGAAUAAUUUCGGUUGGAAUAUCGAUUUUCGAUGGAUUUUCGCGUGUUUUUCAGCGAUUUUAGGCCAAUGUGCUGUCAAUUUGGGAAUGUUGGUUAUGGCACCGAUUAUGAUUUCGGAGUUGUGUCCGCAUAAUAUAAGGGCAACGGUUUCGCAGUUUACACAGGUGCCACCUAUCGGUAUUGCAGUGUUGGAGGUGUUCAUGUUCCCAACAUUACGGUCACAAUUUGGAUUUACCAUGUUUUUAUUUUUAGCAACGUGUUGUGCGGCUUUGGCGACAAUUUUACAUAAUCAGAUGCUGGAGACCGCCGGAUUGGCAGUUGAUGAGAUUUUCAGUCGUUUAAGCGGUGAACCAACACUAACCCGUUCAAAUACAUCAGUUGGAUGGCUGGAUUACGGUAGUUUAUGGGAAAAAGUGCCGGAGCCCAAUCAACAGCAGCGAAAAAAUGCAACGAAGGAAGUAUUGAUUUUUUGAUGAAAAAUUUUUACAAUUUACGUGUAUAUUUUAUUGAUUUUUACGGGUUUUAAUAAAUUUUUC